AUGUCAGAUUUAACAAAAAUAUUUUUCGAAUAUUCAAACAAACAUAACAUUAGCAUCCCAGAAACAAAAAAGAAUAUACAAAAAAAAAACAGAGAAGAUCUAUUUAUUAAAGAAGCAUAUCAAAUUUUUAAACAUAUCAAAGAACUAAAAAAGUUCUUAACAGACAUACGACAUGCAUACCUUAAUAUCGAAUCUAGAGAGUCUAUAGAUUUUCAAUCAUUUAACAAACAAAAUACUUCUGUUCUUUCAUGCAGAGGUUUAAAAACAUUAUCAGAUAAACAAAGAGAAGAAAUCGAUACAAAAUCAAGAAUAAUUAUCAAACAAAGUAGAGAAAGAAUACUAAAACUUGAAAAUCUCGAAAAAAAUAAAAAAGCACAGCGUAAAAAAACAAUAAUUUUUACAUUAUUUUUUCAAGAUUCUUCAAAAAAAAUUAAAGAAGAAUUAAUUUCAGAACAUAGAAAUUGCAUAACAUGGUUUCUUAACAAGAAAUUAAAAGACGUAUCUCUUAUACACGAACAACAACAGCGAAUUAAACUACAACACCAAAUUGAAAAGAAUAAAAGAAUUAUAAACUCUGCAAAUAUACUUUCUAUUCAAGCAAAUAAACAAAGUCAAGAUGCUUUAAUAUUUAAUUUAAAUACAAACUUAUCAAAAGAACAAAUUCAAGUCCUUGAUACAGAAAAUAACGAAAUAUAUGAAUAUUUUCAAUCAACUCUUGAUCAAGUAAGAUCAGUGCAGAAAUCUUUAUCCGAAAUUUCAAAAAUACAAACAGAAUUAGCAUCUCAUAUAGAAGAACAGUCAUAUAUAACUAAUAAGUUGCAUGAAGAAGUGUUAUAUACAUCAGAGUUAAUAAAGAGCGGAAGCACUCAAUUAAUACAUACUAAAAAAAUAAAUAAAACAUCAUCACGAUUUAUUACAUGGUUCCUUCUUAUAUCAUCAUCUAUAUUACUGUUACUAGAUUGGUAUAAUUGA
Messenger RNA from Pneumocystis jirovecii RU7, 972 nucleotides. RefSeq lists its product as uncharacterized. Gene Ontology annotation, cellular component: endoplasmic reticulum; SNARE complex. NCBI's taxonomy places the organism in Eukaryota, Fungi, Ascomycota, Pneumocystomycetes, Pneumocystales, Pneumocystaceae. Gene Ontology annotation, biological process: retrograde vesicle-mediated transport, Golgi to endoplasmic reticulum. Bases 1 to 972 code for a protein of 323 amino acids. The record is from RefSeq and is a predicted model, not a curated record. The transcript is spliced from 5 exons.